This is a messenger RNA of Penicillium riverlandense, 846 nucleotides long. RefSeq names its product putative cell surface protein (gene dprA). The coding region runs from base 1 to 846 and encodes 281 amino acids. The record is from RefSeq and is a predicted model, not a curated record. NCBI's taxonomy places the organism in Eukaryota, Fungi, Ascomycota, Eurotiomycetes, Eurotiales, Aspergillaceae. The transcript has 5 exons.
AUGAGUAAUUUCAUCAAGAAAGCCGAAGAAGCCUUGAGUGGUCAUCAUAACGAUUCGGCUCAGGCCACAAACCAUGGACCCCACAACUCCAAGCUAGCGAACAAGCUUGACCCUCGAGUCGAUAGCGACCGUGACAACCGUGCCCAUCACCAGGCUAUGGGAGGCGCCGCUGGCCCGCAUAGCUCCAACAUCGCCAACAAAGUUGACCCUCGAGUCGAUAGCGACCGUGACAACCGUGCUCAUCACCAGGCUAUGGGAGGCGCCGCUGGCCCGCAUAGCUCCAACAUCGCCAACAAAGUUGACCCUCGAGUCGAUAGCGACCGUGACAACCGUGCCCAUCACCAGGCUAUGGGAGGCGCCGCUGGCCCGCAUAGCUCCAAUAUGGCCAAUAAAGUUGACCCCCGUGUCGAUAGUGACAGAGACAACCGCGCUGCUCAGUUCGAUAGCCCCGGUUAUUUUCCGGUUGGGACAACUGGGGCUCCAGGCGGGCGUAUUGACACCCACAACACUAAUGUCGCCAACAAGGUCGAUCCCCGAGUUGAUUCCGGCGCGGCCGUUCCUCGCCAUCAUGGUGGUGUAGGUGGUGCUUACGAGCCAACUGGUGUCUCAUCCGCCACCACAAAUGCCGGCCCACACGGUUCCAACUUAGCCAACAAGCUAGACCCUCGCGUCGACUCUGAUCUUGACAACCGAGCUCGUCAUCAAGCUAUUGCUGGCAGUAGCUAUGGCAACCCUUUGGCUGGUGCGACUGCAGGCCCCCAUGCCACAAAUACAGCCAAUAAGCUAGAUCCCCGCGUGGACUCUGACUUCGACAAUCGAAACGCUGGUGUCCAGCGCAGUAUUUAA